This is a messenger RNA of Volvox carteri f. nagariensis, 1305 nucleotides long. RefSeq lists its product as uncharacterized. The transcript is spliced from 7 exons. Gene Ontology annotation, biological process: mRNA splicing, via spliceosome. NCBI's taxonomy places the organism in Eukaryota, Viridiplantae, Chlorophyta, Chlorophyceae, Chlamydomonadales, Volvocaceae. The record is from RefSeq and is a predicted model, not a curated record. The annotation marks the transcript as partial. Gene Ontology annotation, cellular component: U12-type spliceosomal complex; U2 snRNP; U2-type spliceosomal complex.
AAGCUCAGCAAGAAGAAGCUCAAGCUUCUAAAUCGAUUAAAGGUGGCGGAGCUGAAGGCGGUUUGUGCCCGGCCGGAGGUGGUGGAGGUGUGGGACGUCACGGCACCCGACCCGCCUCUUCUCGUCUUCCUCAAGGCGUACCGCAACACGGUCCCGGUACCGCGGCAUUGGUCACAGAAGCGGAAGUACCUGCAGGGUAAACGCGGUCUGGAGAAGCCGCCCUUCAAGCUGCCCGACUUCAUCGAGGCGACUGGCAUUGCGGAGAUGCGGUCAGCCUACCAGGCUAAGGAGGACGCCAAGAAGAUGAAGCAGAAGCAGCGGGAGCGCAUGGCGCCAAAGAUGGGCCGCAUGGACAUCGACUACCAGGUCCUCCACGAUGCCUUCUUUAAGCACCAGAAACCUCCGCCUCUGACGGGCGUGGGCGAGCUGUACUACGAAGGCAAGGAGUUUGAGGCGCGCAUCACGCACUGCAAGCCGGGCGACUUGUCUGAGACGCUGCAAGCGGCGCUGGGCAUGACGGAUAAGUCGCCCCCGCCAUGGCUGAUCAACAUGCAGCGCUAUGGGCCGCCGCCGUCGUACCCCAACUUAAAGAUUCCAGGGCUAAACGCCCCGAUUCCGCCCGGCUGCAGCUUCGGGUACCAUCCAGGUGGCUGGGGCAAACCUCCCGUGGAUCAGGAGGGUAACCCGCUGUACGGCGAUGUGUUUGGCGAGCACGGUGACGGGGGCGAAAGCGAUGAGGAGGUGGACAAGGAGACAGUGUGGGGUGUCAUGGACGAAGUGGAAGAGGAGAGCAGCGAGGAAGAGGAAGAGCAGGAGGAAGAGGGCGGCCAGGCGUUGGACGAGGAGGCCAUGUCGGAGGGCAUUGCAUCCGGGCUUGCAUCGGGAAUGGUUUCGGGGCUGGCGUCCGGUAUUGCGUCCUCCUUGCCUUCGGGCAUCGAGACCCCGGACACCAUCAACCUCCGCAAGGACGCGGAGGGCCCUCGGCAGCUAUACACGGUGUUGGAGCAGAAGCAGGUGGCGGUGGGGACUACCGGCAUCAUGGGAACCGACCACGUCUACUUCCUCAAGCACAUUGGCGCGGAUGUGGAGGUGACCAUCAGUCCCGAGGAGCUGGAGGGAUUGGACGAGGCCCAGGUGAAGGCUCUAUAUGAUGCCAAGGUGGCCGAGCUGCGGGCUGCGAACCGGCGCGAGGACUUCAGCGACUUGGUCGCUGCUAAGGCGGCGCAACAAAAGCGCAAGCAGCAGGCGGCACAGGACUCCAAGGCCGCAAAGAAAGCUAAGGGAUCCGACACAUUCAAAUUUUAG